AUGUUUGAGUCCACAUCCAUUACUGCAGCUUCUGGAAAAUUGAAGAAGCAAUGCACAAGCAGGAAAAAAGGGGGCUUAGAAUCUGCAGCAGUCAUGCUGAAAUUAGGGAAAGCUGUUGUGGCAGAUGCAUUAAAAACAGUAGUGAACAAGAACAACAUGAAAAAGAUGAAUGGUGAGGCAUAA
This is a messenger RNA of Dovyalis caffra, 183 nucleotides long. NCBI's taxonomy places the organism in Eukaryota, Viridiplantae, Streptophyta, Magnoliopsida, Malpighiales, Salicaceae. The record is from the annotation of a GenBank genome assembly.